Molecule: messenger RNA, 1000 nt
Organism: Phaethon lepturus (White-tailed tropicbird)
Lineage: Eukaryota; Metazoa; Chordata; Aves; Phaethontiformes; Phaethontidae
Gene: ANKRD9
Product: ankyrin repeat domain 9
Exons: 1
Molecular function (GO): protein binding
Source: RefSeq, a predicted model, not a curated record
GCCCAGUCCCAGAAGCAGUGCAAGAAAUCCUCCUUCGCCUUCUACCAGGCGGUGAGGGACCUGCUGCCCGUCUGGUUCCUGGAGGACAUGCGGACCAUGGAGGCCUUCCACUGGGAGGACGGGGGCAAGGUGAGCGUGUACACACCCUCGGAGGCCCUGCUCUAUGCGCUGGUGCACGACCACCAGCCCUACGCCCAGCACCUGCUGACUAAGUUCCCCCAGAGCGCCCUGGCCGUGCCCAGCCAAAGCUUCAGCUGCUGCCAGUCCUCAGCCCCGCACCUGGCCAUGGCCGUCCGCUAUAACCGGGUCCGCAUCCUCUUCCGAAUCCUCAAGGCCAUCCAAGCCUUCCCGCUGAGCGACAGAGCCGGUUACCUGGACCGCCGGGGCUGCAGCCGCGUGGAGGGCGGCAAGACAGCCUUGCACGUGGCCUGCGAACUGGUGCGACCCGAGUGCUUGCUGCUGCUGCUGGGGCACGGCGCGUCGCCCUGCUUGCAGGACAGUGCCGGGAAUACCCCCCUCGACACGUUACUGCAGCAGAUCUCCCACACGCCAGCAGCUAACGUGCGUGCCAAGCUCCUCUGCCUCGACUGCCUCUUCUUCUUCAUGCCUCAGGACCUUCAGUUCACAAUGAAACAGCAACUGUUGGACAACCGGCAGCGGUGGCAGGACCUCCUGGGGGAGAACAGGUUCCAGUGCCUCCUGGGCUUAGCUCCCCCGUCGCUGUUUGUCGGAGCCAUGCGUGUCUUGAUCAGGACCAUCUCACCUGAGCAUUUCCCAGAGGCUCUGGACAAUCUGCCUCUGCCUCAUUUUCUAAAGCCUUUGGACUUGAAACUGGAGAGCUAGAGGGGUGGUAUGACAGCUCACCUGACAGAAAUAGACUGUUGUGCUAAAAAUGUAUCGGUAUAUGAAGCUGCUAAUGCAGCAGCCAAGUAUCUGUUUUAAUUAGAACUGUCUUUUUUAAAAAAAAUUAUGUACCUGGCACUUUUCAAUAUAUUUUAUU